AUGUCCUUCUUUGCAAACACAGCUCGCUUCGCCCUCGGCCUCAUCUCCUCUGCCCUCCUGGGCGCGGAUAUCACCACCGUCACCUACGACACCAUCGUCCAAAGCGCGAGCCUCGUUCGUGGCUCGCCAGUCAAGUCCCCCCGUCAAGUCAGCAGCAAGGCAAACAGGAUGAUCAUGACUCCUACUGGCAUGCCGGCCCGUCUCGUCGUACCCGCACCGCGCUCGGUCUUCUCGCUCACCGGUUUGAACAAUGUCUUGAGCAAGUCGCUGCGGGUCCCCAUCCACCAGUUCUACGGGUGGGGCAGCAGCAUCAGCAUGACGAAGACUCUUGUACCGUCCACGCCCGUGCCGACCGUUCUUAACGUCACUACCUCUGAGUUCGCAGGCCUCUCCAAAGUGCUUGACCAUGCAUCCGUGAUACGCGCAUUCGACUCUCAAGUCAUCGACCUGCUCCCGUGCACUGACCUUGUUCUGUAUACUCGCUGCUGGGAACUCGCCAAGUAUGUUCCCCUCAGUGCCGUCCUGCGCACUUGUCUCCUCGCGCUCGGGGACGAUAAUCAGUACUCGGUCGUGGAUGUCAUCGUCUGGUCGCCGUCUCCAUACACGUCGCGUGUCGCGGUUCUUCUUCAGCACUUCUUGCCUCUCACGAGCGCUGGUGUCGUCUGCCGUGCCUUGGUCAUCUAUACGCAAUGCUGGGACGUGGUUCCUUACGUCUCACCGUACUACGCGUGCCUCAAAGCCAUCCUCCAGCUGCUGCCUGUCCGCCCAGCCGCGGCCUCCACCAGUCUAGUUCUAGUUCCUGCGUCUGCCGUCGUCAAAGUCGAUGACCUCAAGACUAGGGCUCUUCAACGGGUUCUCUUCACGCGGCUCUUCUUCGGGAAUGUUUACCCCGAGUUGUACCUCUCGGUCUGGCUUCCGCGUGCACUCCUGGCUUCAUCUCUUGCGCCUGCGACGUCUCGGUCUCGUAACAAUGACUGGGUCGUCCUUACCAUCGCUUGGAAGGUCGUUUGCCAAGGCCACAAGUGCAAGAUGCUGCCCGCACCACUCGCUACUAGCUUCGCCGCUUCGACUGCUCCCUCCCGGCCCGCCCUGCGGACCCCGCCGAAGCGACGACUACUUCGCCAGCUGAUCCUACAGCAAGCGGAGGCCAAUGCGAAGGUCCUCGGACAUGUCCCGCUGCCGCCCAAAGCCGAACCCACACAGCCCAAGUCUUCCGCCGUCGCUCAUCCUCAUGACGCUGAGACUUUGCCUCCAGUGGAUGCUUGCUUGACUAUUGCUAGCUUGACUCCUGCUUCUACUCUUGACUCUGUGUCUCCGGUGGUCUCGCCUGCGAAGCCAUCUCCCCAGUACCGAAAGCCUCUCCUUCAGCCUACCAGGUCUCCCAACAAGAACUUGCACAGUCUCCAGCCUAACCCCUAUGCAUCUCGUCUCGGACACCAACACCAACCAUCACAAAAAAACCAGACAAGGCUCUGCCACGAACACCAAAAACAUCAAGAUAAGACCGCAAAACCCCAGACAUACCAGUUUGUUCCCUCUCGUGUCUCUCCCACGCAGAACGCCCCCAUGUACCAGGCCCCCCCUUCUUCCACCGCACCUCCCCCCUUCUUCGCCCCGUCCCCGCCGCCUCCGCGCGGCCACUACCCCUUCGCUCAACAACACCAGCAGCACGCGCCGCCUCCCGCCCAAUCUUUCCGGGAGUCGUACAUCCAGCAGCGCGGCUCGCUGCCCAACGCCCCCACCCAACGUGUGCCCCCUACGGCACCAUGCCCGCCCGGGUGGGCGCCCCCUACGGCGCCCACACCGCACUUCGCGCCCGCGCGUCCCCACCAUGCGCCUCGCGCGCAUGCCCCGCCAUACCCGUUUGCCCCUGUCCCGCCUGCGUACAUGGGUCCUCUGCCUAUGCCUGGUCCUCCACAGCCUAUGCCCAUGCCCAUGCCCAUGCCCGUGCCCAUGUCUAUGUCUAUGCCUGCUUCGCACCCCGCGCCGUUCGCCGCGCCCUACGGUCCCUUCGUGCCUGCGCCGCACUAUCGCCCUGCGUUCUGA
Postia placenta MAD-698-R-SB12 is the source of this 2046-nucleotide messenger RNA. RefSeq lists its product as hypothetical. NCBI's taxonomy places the organism in Eukaryota, Fungi, Basidiomycota, Agaricomycetes, Polyporales, Adustoporiaceae. The record is from RefSeq and is a predicted model, not a curated record. The coding region runs from base 1 to 2046 and encodes 681 amino acids. The transcript is spliced from 3 exons.